Messenger RNA from Phyllostomus hastatus (greater spear-nosed bat), 2551 nucleotides. RefSeq names its product adrenoceptor alpha 1B (gene ADRA1B). Bases 509 to 2059 code for a protein of 516 amino acids. Gene Ontology annotation, cellular component: membrane. NCBI's taxonomy places the organism in Eukaryota, Metazoa, Chordata, Mammalia, Chiroptera, Phyllostomidae. The record is from RefSeq and is a predicted model, not a curated record. Gene Ontology annotation, biological process: regulation of vasoconstriction; positive regulation of cytosolic calcium ion concentration; regulation of cardiac muscle contraction. The transcript is spliced from 5 exons. Gene Ontology annotation, molecular function: alpha1-adrenergic receptor activity.
UCAGGGCAGUUGGACAUUCCGGGACAUCGCUGGGGGCCAGACGUUAAGUUGAUGGUAGAGUGCUGUCAACAGAGAAAGGAAAUCGGGGGGAUCCUCACGGAAAUGGGGUGCAUCUUAGAAUGAGGGAGCACUUUCGGAGCUGAGGAGGAGGAGGGCUCUUCCUUCUGUGCCACCCACAGGUGUCUGCGCCCCUCCCGAUGAGUCAUCUGGGAGCCAGACGCCAUCCGUCUCGGACAGAACCUGUCAGGUGCCGCACAAGUUGCACGUCCCCGUAAAUCCGGGGAUUGACUCCAGACGCCCCCCCGUUAGAGGCGAGCGAGCGGCGGUGCAGGAGGAGACGCGCGCUGCCGGGCCGGGCGGGCUGCUUGGGGAGAUGACUCCUCGCCGGGAGGGCGCCUCUGGGAAGAAGACCACCACCGGGGAGGCAAAGUUUCGGGGCAGCUGAGGAGCCUUCCCCGCAGCCCUUCCAGCCCCGUCAGCCCCCUGGCUAUGGAGGGCGGACUCUAAAAUGAAUCCCGACCUGGACACCGGCCACAACACAUCAGCACCUGCCCACUGGGGAGAGUUGAAAAAUGCCAACUUCACUGGCCCCAACCAGACCUCGAACAACUCCAGACUGCCCCAGCUGGACGUCACCAGGGCCAUCUCCGUGGGCCUGGUGCUGGGCGCCUUCAUCCUCUUUGCCAUCGUGGGCAACAUCUUAGUCAUCUUGUCUGUGGCCUGCAACCGUCACCUGCGGACACCCACCAACUACUUCAUCGUCAACCUGGCCAUCGCCGACCUGCUGCUGAGCUUCACCGUGCUGCCCUUCUCGGCUGCCCUGGAGGUGCUGGGCUACUGGGUGCUGGGCCGCAUCUUCUGCGACAUCUGGGCCGCCGUGGACGUCCUGUGCUGCACCGCCUCCAUCCUGAGCCUGUGCGCCAUCUCCAUCGAUCGCUACAUCGGAGUGCGCUACUCCCUGCAGUACCCGACGCUGGUCACCCGGAGGAAGGCCAUCUUGGCGCUCCUCGGCGUCUGGGUCUUGUCCACGGUCAUCUCCAUCGGGCCUCUCCUUGGGUGGAAGGAGCCAGCACCCAAUGAUGACAAGGAAUGCGGGGUCACCGAAGAGCCCUUCUACGCCCUCUUCUCCUCGCUGGGCUCCUUCUACAUCCCCCUGGCCGUCAUUCUGGUCAUGUACUGCCGCGUCUACAUCGUCGCCAAGAGGACCACCAAGAACCUGGAGGCCGGGGUCAUGAAGGAGAUGUCCAAUUCCAAGGAGCUGACCCUGAGGAUCCACUCCAAGAACUUUCACGAGGACACCCUCAGCAGCGCCAGGGCCAAAGGCCACAACCCCAGGAGUUCCAUAGCUGUCAAACUUUUUAAGUUCUCCAGGGAAAAGAAAGCAGCCAAGACCUUGGGCAUAGUGGUCGGGAUGUUCAUCUUGUGCUGGCUACCCUUCUUCAUCGCUCUGCCACUUGGCUCCUUCUUCUCCACCCUGAAGCCCCCGGACGCCGUGUUCAAGGUGGUGUUCUGGCUGGGCUACUUCAACAGCUGCCUCAACCCCAUCAUCUACCCGUGCUCCAGCAAGGAGUUCAAGCGCGCCUUCCUGCGCAUCCUCGGGUGCCAGUGCCGCGCCCGCCGCCGUCGCCGCCGGCGUCGUCGCCUGGGCAACUGCGCCUACACCUACAGGCCGUGGACGCGCGGCGGCUCGCUGGAGCGCUCGCAGUCGCGCAAGGACUCGCUGGACGAUAGCGGCAGCUGCCUGAGCGGCAGCCAGCGGACCCUGCCCUCGGCCUCGCCGAGCCCCGGCUACCUGGGCCGCGGCGCCCAGCCGCCCGUCGAGCUGUGCGCCUUCCCCGAGUGGAAGGCGCCCGGCGCCCUCCUGAGCCUGCCGGAGCCCUCCAGCCGCUGCGGGCGUCACGACUCGGGCCCGCUCUUCACCUUCAAGCUCCUGGCGGAGCCCGAGAGCCCCGGGACCGACGGCGGCUCCAGCAGCGGGGGCUGCGAGGCCGAGCCCGAUGUGGCCAACGGGCAGCCCGGCUUCAAAACCAACAUGCCCCUGGCGCCAGGGCCGUUGUAGGGCCCGGAGCGCCGCCUCCUUUCCCUGGGGGGAAAAUCGCCGUGGGGGCAGGGGAAGGGAGGGGCGUGUCGGCGCCUGGCAGACCCGGGACCCGGGGCAAACGGGGGCGGGGGGCGAGGAGAGGGGCAGCUGCUUUUCUGGCAGGGGCAUGGGUGCCAGGUACAGCGCGGAAAGCUGAGCCGAGCAUGCCGAGAGCCUGGGGCCCCGACACGGGCCGGGAUUACGCUUCCCCCCCUCCCGCCCGUGUAUAUAUCAACGCGUCCCUCCGUACAUGUAUUUAACCGUGGGUACACGUGCGUGUGUCUGUGCGGUGUACGUGUGGUCUGCAUGUGUGCGUGUGUGGGGCAGAGCGAGUGCGCGCCCAGGAGGCAGCGGGGGCCUCGUUCGUCUAGUGACUUCGUACCUCUCAAGCCCCUCUGUCCUGCAGGGAGCCCUGGCACUUGGGCGGGGUUGGGAACCAAGUGGGACAUUAAAGUUAAUUUCUUCUGUGUG